CAAUUACUUUGCAAAAGCCAUUCUCCAAUGCUGGAGAACGGUGCUUCAACACCUUCAUCGUUGCUCGAGCAAGGCUUUCCGCGAGCCUCAAACUCUCAGCCUUGGAUCUGAAUCCUCCCACGUGACCACUCUGGCUUCUAGCCUUGCGGUCGUCAUACCAAACUGCAUCAGUCCUCGAGUGAGCACCGUGUUAUCCCUACCUACGGAUAGACUUCUACGUUUGCGCCUACGAUGCUACCCUCGCAGUCGACUAUAUUGUAAUCAUUCAGCAUGUCCCAACAGCCAGGCGCCACGCAUCCCCCGACAAGUACUCGCCCACCGAUCUCCCGCACCCGCUCUCAUACCGACCCAUCCAAGCCGAACCCGAACCCAUCACCCACUGAACCUCAGACAGCGGGCCCAACCCUCCAACCUGCACGCCCACCUCACGUCCGCUCGCAAUCCUAUCUCUCUCCUGCAGAGAUCAAGCCGCGCAAUGCGCACACUCUGCCCACGCAGUCCGCUCUCGAACGCACAGCGGAACGCCUGCACCGCGUGCAUAUCCCGGGCUCCUCGCAUCUCCACCACCACCGGCAUGGCGGCCACCACCAGCACUCCCGCUCCCAUUCGCACUCGAGGACCAGCAUCAGCCACUCCACCGACCCGGCCAGCAGUCACAAGCGCCACCGCCCAACCCAGUCCGAAGCCCUGCAGCGUACGUCGUCCUUCCGGAAGCCGCAAUCCAAACAGUCCAAAGAAACCCUCCCGCACCUAGUUGCGGGUCUGAACGCGGAGCGCGAGAAACGCACACACCUCCACCAUACCAAUACGAACACCAGUCUUCAUCAUCCCACUAGCGGCAAUGCCACCGCCAACAAUUCUUCCACCACAAACGUGAAUGGAGCUGUGGGCAGGCACGCUUUUGGCCCCAGCACAUCCCAAACGUCCGACUACACCGACGGCGGCCGGUACGACCCUCGCCUGCGCGCUGUAUCCGAUCCUCACCGGGCGGCCGCUGCCGCCGCCCCUCUCCGACCGAAGUCGUCUUUCGAACAAGCGUUGGAAAGAGGCGACCAAGCGCGCAUUGCACGCCGGAUCCACGUUAGGAAGGAGGACAUUGUCCGUCGUGACGCGGAAAUCGCGGCCGCGGAAGACGAAAUGCGUAGCCGUAUCGCCACUAUCACGGCCAAGGGCGUCGAGAUCACGAGGAGAUUGGACUACGGAUACUACAACUUGCUCGAGACACUGGGCAGUCUAGUCGCGACGAUUACGAGUUUCCAAUCGCUCAGCAAGCAGACGGGACAAUUGAUCAGUAACUUUGACAAGGAGAGCGAAAGGCUGGAUUCGGAUACGCGGAGAAGAGUGCAGGCGUUCAAACGUGACUUUGACAGGAGGAGGGCGAAGGCCGAGGAGAUGCAGGAACGAGGGCGGAGGGUGAAUGAACGCGCGGAGGAUUUGAGUCUAAGGCUCGAGAAUGCGAGGCAGAUCGUCGAGAAUUGGGAGCGGCGCGAGGAUGAGGUACGCAAGGUCUGGGGCCGCGUUGGACGUGUGGUUGCGUGGCUUACCGUGGCCGUCGUGGUCGUUGUCGUGGGUGUCGUGGUAGGGAAGGAGUGGUGGUUCAGGGGGGAUCCGGUUCGCGCGGGGCUCAGAGGCCAUUCAGAAGGGAGUUGGAAUAAAACCCUCCGGUUGGGAGGAGGGGAGGGGAGUACUGCGAGACAGAAUGAGCAGGAGGUUUUGGAAGGGGUGGCGAGGGUGCCCGAGGAUGUUAGACGGUUGUUGGUGGGCAUUGCGGAUCGCAAUAGGGAGAGAAAAGUCAUGUUUCCAGAGGUGCCGGUGGAGAUGAAGGAAAGAAGAGCGGAUGGGCCAGAAGGAGAGGAUCCGAGAAUGAGAGUGUUGGAUGAGCUGUGAUGUCCCUUUGAGCUGUGCAGUGCCUGACGACGAGCUGAACGGGACAGGACAGGGCUGUGGGAAGAAAUCCGCCUUGUAUACAGGGCAGUGUUGUCUAUCAUUUUGUCAAUUAUGCGAGAGAUACCCCUUUUUGCGAUGAAUGCAUUGCUUGUUACUCUUAUCAA
Exophiala xenobiotica is the source of this 2051-nucleotide messenger RNA. RefSeq lists its product as uncharacterized. Bases 271 to 1887 code for a protein of 538 amino acids. The record is from RefSeq and is a predicted model, not a curated record. The transcript has a single exon. NCBI's taxonomy places the organism in Eukaryota, Fungi, Ascomycota, Eurotiomycetes, Chaetothyriales, Herpotrichiellaceae.